Molecule: messenger RNA, 1973 nt
Organism: Calypte anna (Anna's hummingbird)
Lineage: Eukaryota; Metazoa; Chordata; Aves; Apodiformes; Trochilidae
Gene: CWC25
Product: CWC25 spliceosome associated protein homolog
Exons: 14
Coding region: 1-1764 (587 amino acids)
Biological process (GO): mRNA splicing, via spliceosome
Cellular component (GO): U2-type spliceosomal complex
Molecular function (GO): protein binding
Source: RefSeq, a predicted model, not a curated record
AUGGGAUCCCCAGCAGGCACCAACUACACCUCAGUUCCUCCCCAGAAAUGCAGGCGCAGGAGCAGCAGGGCCAGGCAGCUCUGCAGCCCCCUGGACACAGAUUCCCAGGCUCUGCCAGCACUUGGGUAUUUUAAAACACUUCCAUUAGAGAUCUUCCAAAUGGUGUUGAAUUAUCUUUCAGUGAAGGAUAUCAGCAUCCUGAGCAUGGUGUCCAAAACCAUCAGCAACCACCUCAUUAAUUACAUCUCAAGCCCAUCAGGAAACAGAAGGCUCCUGCUGCAAGACUUCCAUAACCUUGAGCUACCUGGCAAGAGGGAAGGAUGCUGCAUUUUAGAGCACUACAAAUCUCUAGGGUUGCUGCUCAAGAGAUGCACACUCCUGCUGCCCACAAAAGACAGGCUCAAGUACGUCCACAAGGUUCUCUCUGAGGUUUCCUGUUUUAAACUCAAUGGUUGUCCAAGUCCUCUGCACUGCUUAGGCCUACAGUGCUAUGGGGUGUUCUUACAGCGGCGGAGGCGGCGGCAGCGAUGGGGGGGGGGAGAUCUGAACCUGAAGAAGAGUUGGCACCCUCAGACCCUGCGCAAUGUGGAAAAGGUUUGGAAAGCCGAGCAGAAACAUGAGGCUGAGAGGAAGAAGAUCGAGGAGCUGCAGCGGGAGCUGCAGGAGGAACGGGCCCGGGAGGAGAUGCAGAGAUACGCGGAGGACAUGGGCACCGUCAGGAAAAAAGAGGAGAAGUUGGAGUGGAUGUACCAGGGCCCAGGAGGGAUGGUGAACAGAGAGGAAUAUCUCAUGGGUCGCCCUGUGGAUAAAUACAUCUUUGAGAAGAAUGAAGACAAGGAUGCUGGCUGCUCCAACGAGACUGGGCUCCUCCCAGGCUCCAUUUUUGCCAAAUCUGGAGCCAAUUCUGUCCUGGAUAUGGCAAACAAGAUCCGGGAGGAUCCCCUCUUCAUGAUAAGGAAGAGGGAGGAGGAGAAGAAGAGAGAAGUUCUCAACAAUCCUGUUAAAAUGAAGAAAAUCAAAGCCUUGCUGCAGAACAGUCUGGAGAAAAAAGAGAAAAAAAAGAAGAAGGAGAAGAAAAAAAAGCACAAGAAGCAUCGACGUCACAGCUCCAGCAGUGACAGCUCCAGCAGUGAGGAGGAGAGAGGCAAAAAUAAGUCCCAGAAGAGGCCAAACAGUUCCUCCUGGAAGUCUCCUCUUCCCAAACUCCCAGGGUGUGGUUUACAGGGCAGGGACUGGGAGCAGAUCCCGCGUUCUCGGAGCUCUCCAACUCCCGGCCAGGAGAGGGCUCCCCAGAAGCACCGCGAUCGCUCCCGGAGCCACUCCCGUUCUCCCCAGAGACGUUCCAGCAGGAAAAAUCCCGAAUUCCGGAGCUCCAGAUCCCCUCCCAAACACGGGAAGCAACACAGCAGUGGGGAGGGGAAGGGCAGAGCAAAGAGCCCCUCCCCCAGAAAAACCCAUCGCAGGCAGCACACCCCAGGCUACACGAGAAAAAUCUCUCCCGAGGAACUGGAGCGUAAACGCCAGGAAAUGAUGGAAAAUGCCAAGUGGAGGGAAGAGGAGAGAGCAAACAACCUCAGGAAACACAGAAAGGAGGAGGAGCUGGAGAGAGAAAUGGAGAAACUCGACUCCAGAGAUGGGAAAUUUUUCCAUCGUUUGAAAUUAGAGAGUGCCUCCACCUCCAGCCUGGAGGAUCGGGUGAAACGCAACAUCCACUCCCUGCAGAGGACUCCUGCAGCCUUGGAAAAAAACUUUAUGCAGAGAUGAGACUUUUAUCCUUCCUCUGCAGAACUGAUUCCCAAAGGUGAGAGAGGGACUUCCCUGCUCCCCCUACCCCAGGAAGAGUUUCCAUCUCCCAGAGUGGUUCUGGAUUGCUGUGCUGGGAGCUGCAGCCUGGUCUGGACUGGGAAUUCCUUUGGAACUUGGGAGACUUUGUGGUCAAUUUCUAACACAUUGCCAGAUCUUUUCCUUCUCUC